Molecule: messenger RNA, 180 nt
Organism: Ilex paraguariensis (yerba mate)
Lineage: Eukaryota; Viridiplantae; Streptophyta; Magnoliopsida; Aquifoliales; Aquifoliaceae
Source: the annotation of a GenBank genome assembly
AUGAGGUAUUACAGCAAUCGACAGGACACACGUGAAGACUCUCAAAAGAAUUUAAAAGUUCAGACAAAGGUUCGUGUGACUCUAUUAUCCCAACCAUUUGGAACCCCAUCAACUCUACCUGUGAAAGGGUUCCAAAACAAUUCAGCAUUACCUCUUGGAUUAUCAGAACCUUUCCUUUGA